Physella acuta is the source of this 2285-nucleotide messenger RNA. RefSeq lists its product as uncharacterized. NCBI's taxonomy places the organism in Eukaryota, Metazoa, Mollusca, Gastropoda, Physidae. The record is from RefSeq and is a predicted model, not a curated record.
ACACAGGAACCUUUACCAGAGGGCCACUGAACACACAGGAACCUUUACCAGGGCCACUGAACACACAGGAACCUUUACCAGGGCCACUAAACACACAGGAACCUUUACCAGAGCCACUGAACACACAGGAACCUUUACCAGAGCCACUGAACACACAGGAACCUUUACCAGGGCCACUAAACACACAGGAACCUUUACCAGAGCCACUGAACACACAGGAACCUUUACCAGAGCCACUGAACACACAGGAACCUUUACCAGAGCCACUGAACACACAGGAACCUUUACCAGAGCCACUGAACACACAGGAACCUUUACCAGGGCCACUGAACACACAGGAACCUUUACCAGGGCCACUAAACACACAGGAACCUUUACCAGAGCCACUGAACACACAGGAACCUUUACCAGGGCCACUAAACACACAGGAACCUUUACCAGAGCCACUGAACACACAGGAACCUUUACCAGAGCCACUGAACACACAGGAACCUUUACCAGGGCCACUGAACACACAGGCCAAUUUAUCAAGUAUCUUACCAAAACUCAAUACAGAACCAAUCAACGUUUAAGCAGGCCUGUUUCAUACAGUUUACCUCAAUUGUAUCACGCCUUCAACAGAGGUAAACUUCUGUAUACAACACAUACAAAGAGGAGAAUGUUGAGCCAGCAGAACAGAGAGGAGCUGGAGACCAGAGGUGUUACUGUUGUUGCUGACGUCAUACCCCACUCUGACUGUGAUCAAUAUCAAAAACUUUUCAGAAAAUGGACCAAAGGGUUUGGAAUGCAUGCAUGGCCUCAAACAAAGAACUCUCUAAUACAGAGGUACAGGUCAGGUCAUCUACAGCCAGCAUGGGAGGUUCGACUAGCUGCCAAGCCCGUGUUUGCACAGCUUUGGCAGACUGACAAACUUCUCAGCAGUCUAGACGCCAUAGCUAUAGGUCGACCUCCAGAGCAGGGGGAGGAGACCUUCUGGUCACCAGCGGACAACUGGGUGCACGUGGACCAGACAUCUGACCGCUUGGGAUUACAUGCCUAUCAGGGCGCCGUGUACUUGGAGGAGUGUGCAGAAGACGACUGGACCUUUGAAGUUCUGGAAGGUUCCCAUAAAUAUUUUGAUGAGUUCAUGGACAAAAAUCAAGUUUUGAGAUUAAAGCCCCAUCACUUGGAGUGGUUUGCAGAGAAAAACUGCCCACGCAGAAGAAUUCCAUGUCCUAAAGGUGGGAUGGUGCUGUGGGACUCUAGACUCUUCCAUGCCAAUGCCAGGCCCAUCCAAGGUCGCCCCAACCCCAGAAGGUGGCGCUACGUCGUGUUUGUGUGCAUGGCUCCAGCCUCCUGGGCCACGCCAUCAGAUUUACAGCUGAAACGUAAGGCGUAUGAGGAGCUGAAGCUGACCACACACUGGCCAUCACAGGGGGUGGCUAUUUUCUCAACACGAAUCAACAAGAAUGAAGUUGAGGACCCAAAUCUUCUACCUGAAUUACCAGAAGUGGCGCGAAGUGAUGAGGCUAAAAGGCUUGUUGGCAUUUUACCCUACCCAGAUGAUGGGAAGGAUGAGCCAGAUUUUCGUCCCAAGUGGGACAAAACCAAAGGAUUAGAUGAAGAAACAUUUAAUGAAGCUGGAAUGAGAAAGAAACCACCUUAUAAAGCAUAGAGGGAAUAAACUUAAUAAAAUGUUUUUGUACAAAUAUUACCAAAUUGUUGUGUGCAUAUUAUUUUACAAGUUCUGAGAGUAUGAAAUAAUUUUGAAGCUUGUUUUACACUGGAAUGUUUGCACAUCAAAUGAAGAUAUUCACCUAGAACUUUUGGCAACUUGCCCUCUGUAAAGGAAAUCUUUAGUUUUUUCAUAUGUUCACUAGCAUGAAUUCAAUAGUCGUAGGAUCUAGACCUACUGAAAUGUAUGAGUAGUAGGAUCUAGACUUACACGCAAUAAAGCACACAAUACUCGAUAGGAUUUAUUCCAAUUUAUUGAAAAUUUAAAAGAAACCAUCAAUUAUAAAAUAAAAACAUUUUUUUUUUUAUUUAAUUUUUCCUGACCAAACAAAAAAUCUGCCUCUGUGUUAGCUUACCAUACAAUGUAUCUCAAGUUAUAAAAUAAAAACAUUUUUUUUUUUAAUUUAAUUUCUCCUGACCUAACAAAAAAUCUGCCUGUGUGUACAAUGUAUCUCAAGUUAUAAAAUAAAAACAUUUUUUUUAAAUUUGAUUUCUCCUGACCUAACAAAAAAUCUGCCUGUGUGUUAGCUUACCCUACAAUGUAUCUCAAGUAAUAAAAUAAAAACAUUUUU